Angiostrongylus costaricensis is the source of this 790-nucleotide messenger RNA. The record is from the annotation of a GenBank genome assembly. NCBI's taxonomy places the organism in Eukaryota, Metazoa, Nematoda, Chromadorea, Rhabditida, Metastrongylidae.
CUUAUCUUUCGUAAUUCAGGAACUUAAUCUUGGCAAAAAGAAGAAAACGAGGAAAGUGAUAAAACUUGAUGAUGAUGAGCCUCAAGCUACGCCGGACACAAUGCUCAAACUUGGAGGGAGAAAGAAGAAGAAGGUAAAGGUUGAAGAAGACGAAGAGAAAAGGGAUGAUGGCAUCACGGAUUUAGGUACGAUUUUUGGGUUCUUCGGUCUAUCUUUGAUUUUUAUCCAUUGUUUUAUUUACGGUAUCGGUAUUGGGAUAUCAAAUCUUAUCGAUGCUACCCGACCGUGGCCUGAUUAUACCUACGACGAAUGCUUAACGCUAGUUUUCAACAUCAUGCGGGAAAAGAAUCCCGAACUUUCGGGUGAAAAGAAGAAGUUUGCCAUGAAGCCGCCAGAGGUAGCUCGGGCAGGCAGUAAGAAAACCGCAUUUUCCAACUUUGCAGAAAUUUGUAGGUUAAUGAAACGCCAGGAUAAGCACGUUCUACAGUUCCUUCUCGCUGAGCUUGGUACUACUGGUUCUAUUGAUGGUAACAAUUGCCUUAUUGUGAAGGGUCGGUUCCAACAAAAACAUUUCGAAAGUGUGCUGAGGAAAUAUAUUAAGGAGUACGUCAUGUGCCAUACCUGUCGUUCAUCAGAUACGGAGUUAACGAAAGACACCCGACUCUUCUUCCUGCAGUGUCACACGUGCGGGUCCCGAUGUUCCGUGACCGCAAUCAAAAGCGGAUUCACUGCCAUGGUUGGCAAGCGAGCGGCAGCUCGUCGGGCCGCUGAAGCCACGGCCGGAAAGUGA